GGUCUGGCGCGCAAAGCGCAAAUCUCGGAGGCGCUUAUACCUUCGCGUGCACGUCAUAGGUGAAUCUUCCGUCGUGGCCGCUUGCGAUUUCAUGCGGCGCAGACAGACAGCGUGAUAUUUGUAGCCUGCACAAACAUGAGCGCGUUCGGCAAGCUUACGAGGCUCUGCCACCUGCGGCAGAUUCUCCGUUUGCACAAGCACAGUGCCCGCAGUGCGUCCACAUCAUUAGACGCCACCAUUGGGCUGUCAGAAGAGCAGAUCCAAAUGCAGUGCAUAGCUGCCGACUUUGCCGAGAAGGAGAUGCUUCCAAAUAUGAUGGAAUGGGAUGAAAAGGAGCACUUCCCUGUGGAUGCAAUGAGGAAAGCCGCCGGGCUCGGCUUUGGAGCCAUUUACAUUUCGGAUCAGUAUGGAGGGUCUGGACUUAGUCGUCUCGAUGCAUCGGUGAUAUUUGAAGCCCUUGCAAAAGGCUGUGUCAGUACCACUGCUUACAUCAGCAUUCACAAUAUGGCACUGUGGAUGAUUGAUGCUUUUGGGAAUCAUGAUCAGAAGCUCAAGUGGCUUCCUGAGCUGUGCACAAUGGAGAAAUUUGCAUCGUACUGCCUGACAGAGCCAGGCAGCGGCAGCGAUGCUGCCUCCCUGGUCACCACAGCCAAGAGGGAUGGGGACGACUACGUCUUGAACGGCACCAAGGCAUUUGUCAGUGGCUCAGGCGCAAGCGAUGUGUACGUGGUGAUGUGCCGCACCGGUGGCUCAGGUGCAAAAGGCAUCUCUGCAGUCGUUGUCGAGAAAGGAACACCAGGCCUGAGCUUUGGCAAAAAAGAAAAAAAGCUCGGGUGGAACACGCAGCCGACACGGGCAGUGAUCUUGGAAGACUGUCGAGUGCCCGUCUCCAACCGGCUGGGCGAGGAGGGCCAGGGCUUCUCCUUUGCCAUGCUGGGACUCAAUGGUGGACGCGUCAAUAUUGCAUCCUGUUCCAUGGGAGCUGCGGCUGCUAGCAUUGACAUAGUGACUGAACAUUUGAAGGUUCGCAAGCAGUUUGGGAAGCCCCUUGCCUCUUACCAGAACAACCAGUUCAACUUGGCAAAGAUGGCUACGGGGCUUCAGACCUCACGCUUAAUUGUGAGGCGUGCAGCGCAGUCCAUAGAUGACAACGCUCCAGACAAGAUGACAUUAUGCGCCAUGGCCAAGCUACAUGCCACAGAAGUUGGCUUCAAGAUCACCAAUCAGGCUCUCCAGAUGAUGGGUGGUUAUGGCUUCAUCAAGGAGUACCCCAUCCAGCAGUAUCUGAGGGACCUAAGAGCACACCUCAUUAUUGAAGGAACCAACGAAGUAAUGAAGAUGGUGAUAUCAAGGGAUAUAUUGCAGGGCUGAAUGUCUAAAUAAUUGACAGGAAGCUGGUCUGUCUUCCCAUGGAAAAUUCCUCACUGUGCCAUGUGAUGCUGAAACAGCCCAUGAAACGUGCAUAGUGAUAAGAGCUCACAGAUGUAUUGAAUAUUUGUAAUGACAAGCUGGUGCCCCACUUGUGUGUGUGCAAAUGUGUAUUAAAAGGACAAUGGAGUGUAUAUAAUGUCGUGUAAACAUUAAAAAGUGUAAAUAAAAGCACACAGAUUCUUUUCAAA
Rhipicephalus sanguineus (brown dog tick) is the source of this 1619-nucleotide messenger RNA. RefSeq names its product isobutyryl-CoA dehydrogenase, mitochondrial. Bases 136 to 1371 code for a protein of 411 amino acids. The record is from RefSeq and is a predicted model, not a curated record. NCBI's taxonomy places the organism in Eukaryota, Metazoa, Arthropoda, Arachnida, Ixodida, Ixodidae. The transcript has 11 exons. Gene Ontology annotation, biological process: lipid metabolic process. Gene Ontology annotation, molecular function: flavin adenine dinucleotide binding; acyl-CoA dehydrogenase activity.